AUGGUACUGGCCCGUCCAGUCGUACUUGAGAACCUCGAAGCUAGUCGCCUCUCUCCCAAUUUGCUCCAGAGUAUCAGGCUCACAUGGCAAAGAUACCUAAGCAUCCACCAUUGCUUAGAUAAUCUAACCCGCAUAAGAAGCCCUCCAGCAGUUCCCUUCUAUUACGUUCGAGAGCUUCUGCUCGAUAUCCGUCACCAAAUCAGAUCGAACCCGAGCGAUGUCCAGAUUCUGGAUGUCCCUGGUGAAUUGAAGGUCGGUUACUCUCCCAUCGCCUUCGUCCGUACUGGCCGUUCCGCUUGCAAGCUUACCAAGAUCAACUGGAAGGUCGGCAAGGAGACCGGUGGUAAGAAAAUGGAGGAUCCCCACUCCUUGAAGUCUAAUGAGAUGGCCGAGGUCGUCUUCGAACCUCUUCAGCAUCUCGUGGUUGAUACCUUCAAGCAUUGUGAGGGUCUCUCUCGCGUUGCCCUUAUGGAAGGUAAUGGUGUUGUUAUGCUCGGUAAGUGUGUUGCCACAACCCCUAAGGAGGUCAAAUAA
This is a messenger RNA of Perkinsus marinus ATCC 50983, 534 nucleotides long. RefSeq lists its product as hypothetical. The record is from RefSeq and is a predicted model, not a curated record. Gene Ontology annotation, biological process: translation. The transcript has 2 exons. Lineage: Eukaryota; Perkinsozoa; Perkinsida; Perkinsidae. Gene Ontology annotation, molecular function: GTPase activity. The coding region runs from base 1 to 534 and encodes 177 amino acids.